AUGAGGAUUGUUACUGCAAUUGCUGAUUAUGAAGGUGAUGCUAAUGAAGGUGAUGCUAAUGAAGGUGAUGCUAAUGAAGGUGAUGCUAAUGAAGGUGAUGCUAACGAAGGUGAUGCUAACGAAGGUGAUGCUAACGAAGGUGAUCCUAACGAGGGUGAUGCUAACGAAGGUGAUGCUAACGAAGGUGAUGCUAACGAAGGUGAUGCUAACGAAGGUGAUGUUAGUGAAGGUGAUGCUAAUGAAGGUGAUGCUAAUGAAGGUGAUGCUAAUGAAGGUGAUGCUAAUGAAGGUGAUGCUAGUGAAGGUGAUGCUAAUGAAGGUGAUGCUAAUGAAGGUGAUGCUAACGAAGGUGAUGCUAAUGAAGGUGAUGCUAGUGAAGGUGAUGCUAGUGAAGGUGAUGCUAAUGAAGGUGAUGCUAAUGAAGGUGAUGCUAAUGAAGGUGAUGCUAAUGAAGGUGAUGCUAACGAAGGUGAUGCUAACGAAGGUGAUGCUAACGAAGGUGAUGCUAAUGAAGGUGAUGCUAAUGAAGGUGAUGUGAUGUGA
This is a messenger RNA of Penaeus monodon (black tiger shrimp), 543 nucleotides long. RefSeq lists its product as uncharacterized. The transcript is spliced from 3 exons. The record is from RefSeq and is a predicted model, not a curated record. The coding region runs from base 1 to 543 and encodes 180 amino acids. NCBI's taxonomy places the organism in Eukaryota, Metazoa, Arthropoda, Malacostraca, Decapoda, Penaeidae.